CUUUAAAAAAAGAAAAGGCUGACGCGUUCAGUUUUCCGAGAGACUUGCGGGAGACCCACACUACUGCACAUUACAGUGUCUGAGCAUAAGGUGCCGCUGGCUGCAGUCGAGCCAGUCUGCUCCCUGACAGAACUGGAGGGCUGUAUCCACGCUGCCUGACCACAGCACUAGAAAUACGCAGGAUCAGGAGAAACCUUGAAGUAUUGGAGAAGUGUCACAGAGGAGGGGGGAGAGAGAGAGAGAGAGAGAGCUGUCUGCACAGUGCAAUUAGCAGAGACACCUCGGUUAGCUUCCAAACAAAACAGGAGAAGGCUGAGCUAGCGUGGGGAAACGAGAGAGAGAGAGAGAGAGAGUGGGAGGGAGCGAUUGUGGGAGAGAAAGCGAGGACGAGAGCCCUGAGUGAGGAAUCGGAGCCCUGCCGCACUCGGGCUCCAUCUCCCUGGGAGACAGCACUGCCCUGGCCGAAGCAUGCAAGAUCAGCAGUAAGCGGCGCCGACUUCACGGAGCACUCCAGGAGCACAGGAGGAGAGCGCUGGCUCACAGGGAUGCCCAGCGUCCCCAGGAACCGCUGACUGUGGCACUGAGGUGAAGGCAGCCAGGCUGAUCGCCAGCCAGCUGAAAACCAGCCGAGGCGACCACCGGGGAGGAGGGGAGCUUUUGAAUUGUUUUGCCUACCGGAGGAUGAAGAAACAUUCUGCCAGAGUGGCUCCUCUCAGCUCCUACAACGCCUCUGUCCUGACCUGCCCUGUCUCCGAAGGAGAGGAAGGAUCAGAGUCUCAUGCAGACACACCGGGCAGCGGGGACAGUGAGACACCCUCACAAUGCCAGUCCUGCACCAGCACGGCCCUCAGGGUGCUGGGAGGGCUGCUGUUGGUGCUGUCAGUGUCCUCCUCCUGGGUGGGCACAACUCAGGUGGUCAAGCUCACCUUCCAGUCCUUCUCCUGCCCCUUCUUCAUGACCUGGUUCAGUACCAACUGGAACAUCCUCUUCUUCCCCAUCUACUAUUCCGGACACCUGGUCACUGCACGCCAGAAGCAGACCCCCAUCCAGAAAUUCAGGGAGUGCAGCCGCAUUUUUGGAGAGGAUGGCUUAACCCUGAAGCUAUUCCUGAAGCGUACAGCUCCCUUCUCCAUCCUGUGGACACUCACCAACUACCUGUACCUGCUGGCCCUGCGCAAGCUCACUGCCACUGACGUCUCCGCUCUCUACUGCUGCCACAAGGCCUUUGUCUUCCUGCUGUCCUGGAUUGUCCUCAAGGACCGGUUCAUGGGGGUGCGGAUAGUGGCUGCUAUCAUGGCAAUCACAGGCAUUGUGAUGAUGGCAUAUGCAGAUGGGUUCCAUGGCGAUUCCAUCAUAGGCGUCGCCUUUGCUGUUGGCUCCGCCUCUACAUCAGCUCUCUAUAAGGUGCUGUUCAAGAUGUUCGUGGGCAGUGCCAACCUAGGCGAGGCUGCGCACUUCUUCUCCACUUUGGGAUUCUUCAACCUCAUCUUCAUCUCCUGCACGCCCGUCAUCCUCUUCUUCACCAAGGUGGAGCACUGGGGGUCGCUGUCGGCCCUGCCCUGGGGCUAUCUGUGUGGCGUAGCUGGGCUCUGGCUGGCGUUCAACAUCCUGGUGAAUGUGGGACUGGUCCUCACCUACCCCAUCCUCAUUUCCAUCGGGACCCUGCUCAGCGUACCAGGGAACGCAGCGGUGGAUGUGCUGAAGCACGAGGUGAUCUUCAGUGUGGUGCGCCUGGCCGCCACCUCCAUCAUCUGCCUGGGCUUCCUGCUGCUGCUGCUGCCCGAGGAGUGGGACUCCGUCACGCUGCGCUUCCUCGCCACCUUCGCCGAGAAGAAGGGCGAGGAGCACGGGGAGGAGCUGACCGAGUCCAGCGUGCACACCCGCAGCCGCAGCCGCGCCAACGGCGCCGUCUCCAUCCCGCUGGCAUGACCCCCGACCCCCGACCCCCGACCCCCGACCCCGCAUGCCCCGGGCGCAUCGCUGCCUGCCCCGCCAGGCGUGCACGCUCUCUGCCUCUGCCCGGCGCAGGGGAGAGGGAACGGGACUCUUCUGUUCGGCGCCGCACGGGAGGCGGCUCCACUUGUUAAUGUCCAGAACCGGAACGAAACAACAACAAAAAACCUUGCUUGGCUCCAACAAAAUCUAAGUUCCCUUGAAUAUGUUUUUAAGCACUGAGUAAGCCGCAAUAGCUGUCUUGAAGGGAACGACACGAGCCUGUGGGCUGUUUACUUGGAAGGAAAGGAGAUUUUCGCCAUUCUUUCGCCUCCUUUUCCUGCCUUCUCCUCCCCCAAUCCCAGCAUCCCCUCCCAGCACCAGGGACUGUAUUCUGUGAAUAUAAACAUUGGCAGGGCCGGUAUGGCCCUAUCUUACCUGUAUUUACGCAUUCAGAAACUAUAUCUAUAGGGAACAGAGACAGUUUAAACUUUAUUUAGUAUUAUUAUAUACAGGAAUGGGUGUAAAAUACAUUAUGCUGAAUAAAGAUUUUCUUUUCUUUUUUUAAUAAAAGGAAAAUGAUCCUCAGUAUUUUGUUUUC
Messenger RNA from Lepisosteus oculatus (spotted gar), 2533 nucleotides. RefSeq names its product solute carrier family 35 member F4 (gene slc35f4). Lineage: Eukaryota; Metazoa; Chordata; Actinopteri; Semionotiformes; Lepisosteidae. Gene Ontology annotation, biological process: transmembrane transport. Gene Ontology annotation, cellular component: membrane. The record is from RefSeq and is a predicted model, not a curated record. Gene Ontology annotation, molecular function: transmembrane transporter activity.